Sturnus vulgaris (Common starling) is the source of this 7494-nucleotide messenger RNA. The record is from RefSeq and is a predicted model, not a curated record. Lineage: Eukaryota; Metazoa; Chordata; Aves; Passeriformes; Sturnidae.
GCCAUGAGGAGCCGCAGCAACUCGGGGGUGCGCCUGGACGGCUACGCCCGCCUGGUCCAGCGGACCAUCCUCUGCCACCAGAACCCAGUGACGGGGCUGCUUUCGGCUGGGGCGGACCAUAAGGAUGCCUGGGUCCGGGACAACAUCUACAGCAUCCUGGCCGUGUGGGGGCUGGGAAUGGCGUAUCGGAAGAACGCGGACCGGGAUGAGGAUAAAGCCAAAGCCUACGAGCUCGAGCAGAAUGUUGUGAAGCUGAUGCGGGGACUCUUGCAGUGCAUGAUGAGACAGGUAGAUAAGGUAGAGAAGUUCAAACGCACUCAGAGUACCAAAGACUGCCUCCAUGCCAAGUAUAACUCUGCAACUUGUGCCACGGUGGUUGGGGAUGACCAGUGGGGGCAUCUACAAGUGGAUGCAACUUCCCUCUACCUGCUCUUCUUGGCACAGAUGACUGCAUCAGGGCUACGUAUUAUCUUCACCCUUGAUGAAGUUACCUUUAUCCAGAAUCUUGUUUUUUACAUAGAGGCUGCCUACAAAGUUGCUGAUUAUGGAAUUUGGGAACGUGGUGAUAAGACAAACCAAGGAAUCCCUGAACUGAAUGCAAGCUCCGUAGGGAUGGCCAAAGCUGCUUUGGAAGCAAUUGAUGAACUAGAUCUUUUUGGAGCUCAUGGAGGACACAAAUCAGUGAUUCAUGUUCUUCCUGAUGAAGUGGAACACUGUCAGUCUAUUCUGUACUCCAUGUUGCCAAGGGCAUCCACGUCAAAGGAGAUAGAUGCUGGCCUUCUGUCUAUUAUUUCUUACCCAGCUUUUGCAGUGGAGGAUGUAAACCUUGUUAAUGUUACCAAGAGUGAAAUCAUAUCCAAAUUGCAGGGCCGUUAUGGCUGCUGUCGCUUUCUCCGAGAUGGUUACAAGACACCCAGAGAGGAUCCAAGCAGGCUGCACUAUGAUCCUGCUGAGCUCAAGCUCUUUGAGAAUAUUGAAUGUGAGUGGCCAGUAUUCUGGACAUACUUCCUAAUUGAUGGAAUAUUUAAUGAGGACAAAAUUCAGGUACAAGAGUACAGAGAGGCUCUGGAAGGAAUACUUAUUAGAGAGAAGAAUGGAUUAGUGCUAAUGCCUGAGCUGUAUGCAGUCCCUCCAGAAAAGGUGGAUGAGGAGUAUGAAAAUCCUCACUCAGUGGAUCGUGUCCCAGUGGGAAAGUUGCCACAUCUUUGGGGCCAGUCAUUGUAUGUCCUGAGCUGCCUGUUAGCAGAGGGAUUUCUUGCUGCAGGUGAAAUCGAUCCCUUAAACAGGAGAUUUUCCACUGGAUUUAAACCUGAUGUUGUGGUACAAGUAACUGUUUUGGCAGAAUCUAAUCAAAUUAAGAAUCUCUUGCAAAACCGUGGAAUCAAUGUUCAGAGUAUUGCUGAUAUCCAUCCACUCAGAGUGCAGCCAGCUCGCAUCCUCAGCAACCUCUACACCAUGCUGGGCCGGAACAAGAGCAUGAAAUUAAGUGGCCGACCACACCGACACAUCGGAGUGUUGGGCACCUCCAAGCUCUACGUGAUAAGAAAUCAAAUAUUUGCUUUUACCCCUCAGUUUACUGACCAGCACCACUUCUAUCUGGCUCUAGACAAUCAGAUGAUUGUGGAGAUGCUCAAGACAGAGCUGGCUUACCUCACUUCUUGCUGGAGGAUGACAGGAAGACCAACCUUGACAUUUCCCAUCACCCACACCAUGCUUGUUGAUGAUGGUACUGACAUUCAUCCAGCAGUUCUUGCCACAAUAAGAAAAUUAGAAGAUGGUUAUUUUGGAGGUGCAAGGGUGAAGAUAGGCAAGCUAUCAGAAUUUCUUACCACCUCUUUUCACACAUAUCUGAGCUUCCUAGAUCCAGACUGUGACCUGAAACUGUUUGAUGACCGUAAUGACGACUGUCAUAGUCCUGACAGUGAAUAUGGAGACUACCCAGCAGAUUUCUGUGAAAAAGAUAGCCAGGAUGAGCUGGAUCAGUAUAUAAAUGAUGUCCUGCAGAGCACAGCACUGAAGUCAUACCUGCCUCCAACUUCAAACAAAAUGAGUCAACCACCUGUGUUCAGUGCAAACCAUUCCACAGAAGAGAUACUGUCAAUAAUGGCCAAGACAAAGGGCUUAGAAGUUCCAGCCGUGUCUAUGUCUCUUCCCACUAAAGUUCUGAACACACACCGAAAGUCUCUGAAUCUUGUUGAUAAUCCUCGUUUCUUUGAGACAAAGGACUGUGAAAAUGUUUUGCACUUACCUAAAGAUGCUCAUGGUGAUUUGGAUUGCAGGAAGCUCGUUGAUCAACUGAAGGAAUGUCCAACACUUCAUGAUCAAGCAGAUAUCUUGUAUAUUUUGCAUAUACUCAAAGGUGCUGACUGGGACACAGAGCUGGAUGGACAGUAUGGUGUCACUGUUCACUGCCUCCUCAAUGAGCUCUACAGAAAGGCAGGCCUCAAUCAGGAAUGGGGCUUAAUCCGUUACAUUUCUGGCAUACUCAAAAAGAGAGUUGAAGUCCUGGCUGAGGCAUGUACAGACCUUCUGUCACACCACAAGCAACUUACAGUGGGCCUGCCACCAGAACCCCGUGAGAAAAUCAUUACCACCCCACUGCCACCUGAGGAGCUCACUGAUCUCAUUUAUGAAGCCAGUGGGCAAGACAUCAGUAUUGCAGUCCUGACACAGGUAUGCAGCCUGGGCAGAAAGGCUUCUUGGACUGUGCCCAGUGCUGUGCCAGUGUUUGCUGUGAGACUGGGAAAGCCAAGAAGACCCACUCUGACAGGUGCCUUUAUGGAUUUGUCCUUACAGGAGAUAAUCAUGUACUUGGCGAUGUACGUGCGGUCACAGCCCAGUCUUUUUGUGGAGAUGCUCAGGCUCCGCAUUGGUCUGAUAAUCCAGGUCAUGGCCACUGAGCUGGCACGAAGUCUGAAAUGCUCAGGUGAAGAAGCUUCAGAGAGCUUGAUGAAUCUAAGCCCCUUUGAUAUGAAAAGUCUCCUACAUCAUAUUCUCAGUGGGAAAGAGUUUGGAGUGGAAAGAAGCUUGCGACCUGUAGAUUCUUCUUCAUCCAGCCCUGCAAUUUCUAUUCAUGAGAUGGGGCAUUCUGGAGCAACCAAAACAGAAAGAAGUGGUAUUACUAAAUUGAAGAGUGAGAUGAAGCAGAGGAGCAGUACUCCAUCCUCUCCCACCAGUAUUUCUCCAACUGGCUCCAGCGGAGACAUGAGCUGGGGUGACAGAAAAGGGCAGUGGCUGCGCAGAAGGAGGCUUGAUGGUGCUAUUAACAGAGUUCCUGUUGGCUUUUAUGAGAAAGUGUGGAAAAUCCUUCAGAAGUGCCAUGGUCUGUCCAUUGAUGGGUAUGUCCUUCCUUCUUCAACUACCAGAGAGAUGACCCCGUGCGAAAUCAAGUUUGCAGUGCACGUGGAGUCGGUGCUGAACCACGUCCCCCAGCCCGAGUACAGGCAGCUCCUGGUGGAAGCUAUUCUUGUCCUGACGUUCCUCUCUGACAUCGAGGUGAACAGCAUCGGGGGCAUCAUCCACGUGGACAGAAUCGUGCACAUGGCCAAUGACCUGUUUCUGCAGGAGCUGAAAUCAUUUGGAGCUACUGGUAGUAUCCUGGAGAAAGACACAGCCACAGGAAUUUGCCACUAUUUUUAUGACAGUGCUCCCAGCGGAGCCUAUGGCACCAUGACUUACCUAACAAAAGCCAUAAUUAUUUAUUUACACGAUUUCCUGCCCAGCACAGGCUGUGCAAUGCAGUGACACCUCACACAGGAGGGAAGGCUCAGAGGCUCUUCCUUCCCAGUUUGCUGUCACGAACCCCUUGGUUGGUUGCUGCCUGUGUGUGUGCCAUGCACUCCCUCAGCAUUUGGCACUGCUGGGGAUGCUCUGUGCACACCUCUGCUGGGGACAGGGAGCUAGAAUUUGGCCUGGUUUUAGGAGAGUGUGUGAGAAAUAACAAAUAAUGAGGCUUAUUCUGCCCAAAGUGCAUAAAUGUAAUUUAUAUUAAAUUAGCAAGAAUUACACAAUUCUGCCAAGGGCAAAACAGAUUACUUUGUGGAGAUCAAAAGGCAUAAUAAAAUGAGGGAGCUGCAUCGCAAGCACAGAGUCUCACAAAUAAGGGAAGUGAUGGAAUUCAUUAAUUUUUCUCCUGCUGUGUGUAAAUGUACAUCAUUGUGAAUCACUAAUGCACAGUGUGAAACAUCCAGGGAAAUGUAAAUUAGAGGAGUAAGAAGAACUUGAAAUAACGUGGUGAUAUUUCUAGUACACUUUUAUCCUGAUUCUCUUCUCAUUUGCACCUAGUUAGUGCAGGGCUAAUGCCAGCAUGGACAAACAUCCUACAAUAUCCACUCAUUUAAGAGGAUAGCCUCUGUCAGGAAGCCACAUCUGUCUGUAAUCUCAAUAGUUUAGUUCCCUGCAUCCCCAAGACUUUGGAGGCAAAAUCUCAAGACUCCAGCUUCUCCAGUGUGAGAGACAGUUUUAUGCCUGUAUUCCUUUCCUCUGAAUGGAACAAGAUAAACCUCUUCCACUCGAGCACCCUCUCCAAGUCUCCUGAUCAUUUCCCUCCCAAACAGCCUCAGAGUUAAGAAUGGCAUAAUUGUGGCUUUUCCAGUGUAGCAUGAGUUUAUGGAAGGCUUUGAUGUUUCUCUUUGUUUUUUUCUUUUUCUCUUUUUCUUUUUUCUUUUUCCAUUUUUUCUUUUUAUUCUUUCUAGUUUGAAGUCACAGUGGUCUCAUGUAAUUAGGGGCUGGGCUUCCUGGAAGUCUCCCUGCAGACACUUCCCAGGUUCAUGCUGUCAGUUGGAAGCUCUGAGAUGCUGCAGGUGCUUCCAUGCAUCCUGCAUGGACAUGACUCCGUUGCCAUUUAAACUCAAAACAGAGGUAGGCAGCCUCUGGAGAGGAAAACUCUGCCUUACCCCAGGCACUGGCUGUGGUUUUCCUUGUGCCUGUGCUGCUGGCUUUGCCACCAGCCACAUGUCAGCAUCUGGCUAACAGCUUAGGAAAGUGGCAGUAGCUUCAGCAUCCCAUUGCCACAGACAGGUUCCCUCAGCAGCGCUGAUGCCAUGUGAGCAGAAAGGAUCAGAGCAAUUCUGUCUUCCCUGUGGAGGGGAAAAGAGCAGAUAGGCCUGUGAAAAUAAGUGCUUUCUGAGCUAUAUAAGCCUGAUAAGCUGUUUCUGUGAGUCUCCCCUCCACUCUUUCAAAACAAAACUGUGCCAUUUAUUUAGGAUUUAAUUUCUUUUUUUUUUUUAACAGUAAUGUGUGCUGCUUUUGAGAGUGAGGUUUGUGUUUCCAGUAGAAGUAAUGUCCUGUCUCACUUGCCAGCCCUCAUGGUCCCAGAAGGUCUGAGCUCCAAAGGCCAUGACACCCUCCGUGCUGUCCCUCUACACAGUCACUGCUGCUGCAGUAGUAUCUGGGAACUGGCUCAAGAGAGUGUAGGUAUAGGAGGCCUUAGUGUGAGGUGAUUUAAUGUUGUUUUCAGAGACCAGAGGAGUUUGGUAGUCCAGAGCCCUGUGUUAACCACCAUGGGAACCGUGGGCCUGUGCAGGAGCCAGUAUAAAGUGACAGUUCAGGUACAAUUAGCACUUGGGUGUGGAAAUUAUUUUAUUGAUGUGGUGCCUGUUUUGUGUUUGCCUUUGUUAUUGUUUGGUUUGGGUUUUUCAACUUUUCAUACAUAUUGUGAGAGCUCACUUGGCUUGUUUCCCAGUAAAAGGAAAUGAAAUCUUUUUCCUAGCUUAAGCAGAUGUGAAAGUGCAGGGCAUAAGCACAAAAAGAGCAAGGUGAUGUUUUUUAUUCUACCUAGUAUCACACAAAAAGUAGUAGCAGCUAUUUUUGCUUUUCUUCUUGAAUCCUAGAUUGAGAGGGAUACAAGAUGACUUUUUGCUAGGACUUGUAAUUUUUUUUUUUUACCUAGUGUGUGGAUUUUUUUCAGAAACAAGAAGUCUGAUGUUGGUUUUCCAUGAAGCUGCAUUAAAGUCUAAAGCAAUUAAAUUUAUGGCCUAGCAUACCUGGGCACCCGUUAACAGUUCUUUGUUUUUAAAUGGGAGUGUCAUUGGUAUCUUUAAUAUCAAAUUCAUAAUAUGACCUAGGUUAUGGUAUAUUCAUGAUGAUCACAAUGAAUUACUUUCCAAUUGCCUGCAUUCCACGUGGUAUUUAUGUGGUAAUUUGAAGAGUUUAGGUAUCUGGUGGUGCAGGGUGGUACUCAAACACAAGGUUAGUGGAAGGCAAACUUACAUUACUUGCAGACACAUUAAAAGCAUUGAUGUCCCUCAGCUGCUGGUCCCACAAGUAACUGAAAACUGAACGGAUAGAGUAAAAAGUUUGUCUGGCUUCUCUCCUGCUAACUGUAGUCUCCUUUCUAAGGGAAAGAGUCCUGCUUGUUCCUGGAAGGUGCAGGUGAGCCACACAGUCCUUAGCUGCCCUGCAAAGGAGAAGCCACUUUCUAUGGGGUAAUGAAACACCUGGCCUGCCCCAUGUGGGCAUGGGACACUGGGAAUGUGUCACCCCUCUGGCAGUAGCCAGGGCCUUGAAUGAAGCAGGAGCUUGAGUCAGUCCAAGUCCAACCUUGGGUACUUUUUGGAGUGGUCAGGUAGGAGCAGAAUUGCCCAGAAAGCAGGAGAGAGAUGCUACCAGUGGUGGCAUAUGUAGGGUGAGAGCUUGGCUCUCGUGUGCAGGCUGAUUCAGGCGCUGUUUAAAGGACCACUCACAUCUGGAAUAUUAAGUAGCUGCUGCAUAGAAUCCCAACUGAAAAAGGGGGUUGAGGAUGGCGGUUAUAGAAGAAGAGCUUCAGCUCGAACAGUUUGGAUUUAAGUACAAGCAGCAGGGCUUUUUCCCACUCCCAGUUUCAGUCUCAAGUGGCAUUUAUUCCCAGUGUUAGAUGUUUCACGGUAAGUCCCCCUGUCACCCCCCUUCUGUCAGGGGUCUCUUUGUGCCACCAGCAGCUGACGGGACAGCGCUGUCUGUUUUGGCUCAAAGAUUCAGCUCCUCCCACACCUCAGUCAUACAUCCCCAAAAGGCUCUCACUGCUUGCCGAGUGAGGCUGUGCUGCGACUGUACUUUGGCAUCCCCUCUCAGGAAGUGAUCCCUUGAGGCCAGUCCCCUUCAUGCCAGGUUCAGGAGUGUGUCCUUAGUGGGGGACAUCCACACUGGAGGCUGCCAGCCAUCCUUCAGAACUCUUCUAUCAUUGUACAGCCUGGCUCUGUCCUCUUUACUGGGGCAGGUGGCAAAGGGGGACUCCAGUGCUGCAGUCUCCAGUUCCACCUUGUCACUUCACACCCACCACAUGGAUGCCAACAGGGGGAAGCAAGAUCCCACCACACAGUAGUGCUUGGCCAUUGUAAGUGGAGCCUUUUUGUCACUCCACUGGAAUAAGGUGGGACUGAUCAUCACAGUGCAUAUAUCAGAAUAACUGCAUGCUAUAAAUACACAUUAUGUAUUACCAAUGUCAUUAAAGUUUUACUGUAAAUUCUGUUUGUCCUAUUAAAAACUUUUCUUUCUCCUCCCCCAAGGCAGUAGAAA